Molecule: messenger RNA, 1586 nt
Organism: Sorghum bicolor (sorghum)
Lineage: Eukaryota; Viridiplantae; Streptophyta; Magnoliopsida; Poales; Poaceae
Exons: 5
Coding region: 1066-1317 (83 amino acids)
Source: RefSeq, a predicted model, not a curated record
ACCUUAUCUCCUCCCGAGUGUAGCCUGUGGGUCUAUCUCCUGGCCUUCCCCCUCGCUGGCUCCGCUCUCUCGAUGACGCCGCCGCCGCUGCUCCUCCCAUGGCGACCUCCUCUGGUCUCUCUCCCUGCUUUCGUCUAUCCUCUCCUCUCCCCGCUGUCCAUGGCUGCAGCAGCGUCCUCCUCUGCCUCGCCGCUCCUCCUCCCCUCAGGGCCGAGGCAUGCGUCGGCCUUGGCGACGACGUGGCUUCGGCGGCGGCGGCGCGUUCAGGAGCAGGGCGCUGAUCUCAGAGGCGGCGUGCUGCUGCAAGGCCGCCGCUGUCGGUAGAAGCGCGGUGCAAUGCGGGGUGGCUGACGAGUUCUUGAUCGGUGGUGGCAGCAAUACCCAGACUGGGCUGGUAGGAGUGGCCCUGGGAGCCUCUGCCUUGGGGCUGGGCCGCUGGCAGCGUUUGACGUCGUCGCCACCGGGUUGCCGCCGGAGAAAAAGCCCAAGCUCUGCGACGCCGCCUACGAAACCGAGCUCCAAAAUGUAGGUUGACUGGUUGUGUUAUAGCGUGUGUAAAUUCUUGGAUUUGAGUUGACCGGUUAGAAAACAAAAUAGCAUUAAUAAGGUGCUGGUUUCAGAAAAUUGGAUUGGAUUGGAUACCUGCAUUCUUGGAUUAGUUAGUAAUUCCUUUCAUUUCAUGCACUUUGAACGCUAAAUCUGAAUCUGAAUUACCUAUGUUAUCUAGGUGCCUAUGGUAACUACAGAAUACUUAUUAGUAAUAUCCUAUCGUUUGGAUAACAAAUCUCUCAAUAAGAUUAACUGUUCCAUGGUACUUGUAUUUUUUUGAGUGUUCUAACAUCGAAUGAACUUUCAAGGACAAGCAUGAGGAGAACCGCCAACCAAAUUGCAUGGAGGACUUGUAAUCAAGCAUAACACUAAGCAACGAUAUGCUACAAAUGCUGUGACAACAUUUAUUUUCCGAGAAAUUGCUGAGAGACACCAAUUACUCUGCUGUUUUUACUAGCCAUAUACUCACAGAUUGUUUCACUUCGUGCCAUGUAGGUCGCUGCAAAUUAUGUUGCUAUGGUGCCAAAUGGGCAGAUUUUUGACAGUUCACUCGAGAAAGGUCAGCCCUACAUAUUCCGUGUUGGAUCAGGACAGGUAGUACUGGAUGUAUAUCCAUGUCGUAGAGGUCUAACAACGAACCAGCGCCUAUCAUCAGGAUUUGAUUGCUGGAGAUCUGUUGUGAAGUUCUCAUUUCUUUGCACCUCUGAACACAGCCAAAGAUCUGUUGUUGCUAGAGCUGAGCCAGAUGUAGGACGAGGACACCAUUGAUCUUCUACAAGCCUGAGCUUGUAAGACAAGGAUCUUAUUUCUUGCUCUUCGCUGAUGGAUUUUGAUUGCAGUUCUAGCUAGCUAGUAUAUUAGAUUUCUUCAUAGAUUUUUAGAUCUAUAGAAAGAGUGGAACUUGUGGAUUUGACAAACUUGUGGAACUUGUUAUGAUAGAACUUUUGAAUUUGUAAAUUUGAUGAUGGAACUUGAAUUUGAUGUUUGUGAUGUUUUGUGGUCAGAUUUAAUAUUAUAUAUAUGCUAUGUUGUGGUUA